Ceratitis capitata (Mediterranean fruit fly) is the source of this 877-nucleotide messenger RNA. RefSeq names its product 40S ribosomal protein S5a (gene RpS5a). Bases 102 to 785 code for a protein of 227 amino acids. Gene Ontology annotation, molecular function: rRNA binding; mRNA binding; structural constituent of ribosome. The transcript is spliced from 5 exons. Gene Ontology annotation, biological process: translation; ribosomal small subunit assembly. NCBI's taxonomy places the organism in Eukaryota, Metazoa, Arthropoda, Insecta, Diptera, Tephritidae. The record is from RefSeq and is a predicted model, not a curated record. Gene Ontology annotation, cellular component: ribosome; cytosolic small ribosomal subunit.
ACAUCAAAAUGAUUGAACUUGGUUGCACUACUGGAACAUGUUCUUUUUCUGGCGAACGCCAUUACUGUCUGGUGCGAAAGCAAAUUUUCUAAGUUUAAAAAAUGGCUGAAGUUGAAGAGAGUGUUGUCGAGAACUUCGAUGAGCAACCGCCAAUUGAAACUGAAGGCGCUGAGACCUUGUUGGAAACAAAUGUUGUUGCAACAACUGAAUUGCCCGAAAUUAAACUUUUCGGACGUUGGUCAUGCGACGAUGUCACUGUAAAUGAUAUCUCGCUGCAAGAUUAUAUUUCCGUUAAAGAAAAAUUCGCACGUUAUUUGCCACAUUCUGCUGGCCGCUAUGCAGCCAAGCGUUUCCGCAAAGCACAAUGCCCCAUUGUUGAACGUUUGACCAAUUCACUUAUGAUGAAGGGUCGUAACAACGGCAAAAAAUUGAUGGCCUGUCGUAUUGUCAAGCACUCUUUCGAGAUCAUCCACCUGUUAACAGGUGAAAAUCCAUUGCAGAUUCUCGUAAGUGCCAUCAUCAACUCCGGUCCCCGUGAAGACUCGACUCGUAUUGGUCGUGCCGGUACUGUACGUCGUCAAGCCGUCGAUGUGUCGCCAUUGCGUCGUGUGAAUCAAGCUAUUUGGCUACUGUGCACUGGUGCCCGUGAAGCUGCUUUCAGAAAUAUCAAGACCAUUGCCGAGUGUUUAGCUGAUGAAUUAAUUAACGCUGCUAAGGGAUCAUCAAACUCGUAUGCUAUCAAAAAGAAGGAUGAAUUGGAACGUGUUGCUAAGUCCAACCGAUAAGCACUUCAAUUGUACAUUAAUUAUUAUGUGCAUUUUUUACAUAUAAAAUUACAAAGAUGAUUUACUGAAUAAAAACCACAAGUAAAACAUAA